AUGUCGCGACCCGUGGCCGAGGAUCCAGCGGUAGCGGACGAAAAUGGCAAGACUUUCUCCUGCUUGGGUUGUCGGCAGCGCAAAAUCAAGUGCGACCGCCAGGCUCCGUGCUCCAACUGUGUCAAGGCGGACACACCAUGCAGCUUCAUUCCGCCUGUACGCGGCAAGCGGAAGAGGACAAAGCCUCCCCGGGAAGGAUUGCAUGCCAAGUUGAAGCGAUACGAGGAGAUGCUCAAGUCCUAUGGCGCAAAUAUCGAACCAUCUCUCGACAGUGAUACCUCGGAUGUGGAAUCAGCAGCCAGGUCGGAUGUGGGCAUUCCCAACCAUGCUGGGCCUCAAAUCGAAGUUGUCCCUGGUGCUCCUGUGCCUGAUGUAACCACCAGGUCAAGGCUUGUCACCAGGGAAGGCGGCUCAAGGUAUUUCGACAGUGCUCUGUGGUCCAACUUAGGAGACAAGUUUCGGCACCCGGACGAAUACGCCCCUGAUGGGCUCUUGGACGAGGCCAGCGUGAACGAAUGUCCCCUCUUUCUUGGUUCGCCUUCCAGUGCCGCCAACACCUCAAGUCUUGUUGAUCACUACCCUUCCGUUCAAGUCCUGCGCAAGAUGAAGGAUAUCUAUGUGGACCGAAUUGAUCCUCUCAUGAAAAUUCUGCAUAUCCCGACCUUCUGCUCCUCGUUGACAAACGCACUGCAACAUCCGCAAGAGACGCCCAACAGCCUAAACGCGGCAAUGUUUAGCUUCUGUCUAGCUACAGUCAGUGCCCUGGAUGAUGACGAAUGUCAGAGUCUGCUGGGAGGACCGAGGCCACUCAUGCUGGCGCGGUAUCGAACUAUGGCUCGGCAGGCAUUGAUAAAUGCUGGACUCCUUCACACUUCAAGCCUCACGACACUCAGGGCAUUUUCUUUGUUCCUUAUCGGUGUGAGAACCUCCAAUCGACACGAUACACAAUACAUCUUGUCAGGCGUGGCCGUACGACUCGCGCUCAAAAUGGGUCUGCAUCGGGAUGGCGAGUCGCUCGGGCUGUCUCUUUUCGAAAGUGAAAUGAGGCGGCGUCUCUGGUGGCACAUUGUGCACAUAGACUUUCGCGCCGCCGACAUGCUGGGCAUGAGACCGUGCCUGGAUCUGUCCAUUGGAGACACCAAAGUACCUUUGAAUGUCGAGGACGAGGACCUCACUCCCGAAAUGGUCGACCCCCCGCCCGAGCGCGACGGAAUUACCUCCAUCAUCCUCUGCCUCGUCAGAUGCGAUAUCAUGGAGGUCCUACGCAAGCUUGCCUCACCAUCGUCAAAUGGUGCUUACUGGGACGUCCUCACGAGCCCUGAUAUCACAACCGCCCGAAAGGAUGCCGUGAUAAGCCACAUGGAGGAUCACUGGGAGAGAAAGUAUCUCCGGUAUUGUGAUCCGUCAAAUUCGCUCCAUACAUUUGCAUCCAUCAUGAUCAGGUCCUGCAUAGCCAAGAUGAGGCUCCUUGCUCACAGUCCACGACGACGGCUGGUUGGACGGCGCGUCAAAAUCCCACAGGCAGAACGGGAAAUUGUCUUUGCAAAUGCCACAAAAUUGUUGGAGUAUGCCGUUCUGGUGCGAGGAAACCGGGGACUGCAAAAAUACACAUGGCGCAUCAGCACGAGCUAUCUCUGGGACACAUUGCUCUGCGUCCUCAUCGAGGCCCGACACCGCAAGCCGGGGCCAGAGGUGGAUCGGUUGUGGCAGCUAAUUGGCGUGGUGCUUUCGCAGUAUCCCGAAGCUUUCAAGGAGUCCACUGGGGCUGUGUAUGUUGCAAUGGGUAAAUGGACUUUGGAAGUUUGGGACGACUAUGUCGCCGCCACCAAAUCCGAGGGCCUCCCAGAACCAGUGGCGCCUGAUUAUAUCAAUGCGAUCCGGCAGAGUUGGAUAUCUAGGUCGAAGCCUGCAGCCCUUGAUCAAGACUUUGCCGGCUCCGCAAAGCUCCAGUCUGCGAUGCAGGAUCGAGCUCUACCCGAGCUUGGAACCCUCGACUGUUACAACUUUCCCGACCUUGUUUCCUUUGAAACGGACCCGAACGAAUGGGUUCAAUGGGAGCAGCUGCUUUCGGAACAUAAUGGCUUCGGCCAGAUGGAGGACUUGUGA
Molecule: messenger RNA, 2106 nt
Organism: Fonsecaea multimorphosa CBS 102226
Lineage: Eukaryota; Fungi; Ascomycota; Eurotiomycetes; Chaetothyriales; Herpotrichiellaceae
Exons: 4
Coding region: 1-2106 (701 amino acids)
Biological process (GO): DNA-templated transcription; regulation of DNA-templated transcription
Molecular function (GO): zinc ion binding; DNA binding; DNA-binding transcription factor activity, RNA polymerase II-specific
Source: RefSeq, a predicted model, not a curated record